Anguilla rostrata (American eel) is the source of this 4492-nucleotide messenger RNA. RefSeq names its product tetraspanin 2b (gene tspan2b). Lineage: Eukaryota; Metazoa; Chordata; Actinopteri; Anguilliformes; Anguillidae. The record is from RefSeq and is a predicted model, not a curated record. Bases 166 to 813 code for a protein of 215 amino acids. Gene Ontology annotation, cellular component: plasma membrane. The transcript has 8 exons.
GCGGUCUGGAAAGAUUCUGUAGAAAGCCUCCUGUCGUUUCUAUAGCAGAAAAUUGACAGUGCUUGUUGCUUGUAUUUUUCACUGGGGGAAGUGUCCUGGAUUUCAAGCAUAUAAUCCACCGGUUAUCCGAAAACAAAUAAUCACGCCACAAACAUUAAAGCGAAAAUGGGAAAAGUUCAAGGCGGAAUGAAAUGUGUCAAAUAUCUUCUGUUCGUAUUCAACUUCAUAUUUUGGCUGGUGGGCUCGUUGGUGCUGGCAGUGGGGCUGUGGCUGAGGUUCGACACAGACACCGUGUCGCUCCUAAAUGAAGAGGGAGCUCCGGACACCUUCUUCAUCGGUGUGUACAUCCUCAUUGGUGCUGGCGGGCUCAUGAUGCUUGUGGGCUUCUUCGGCUGCUGCGGCGCUGUCCGGGAAUCGCAAUGCCUUCUGGGAUCGUUUUUCGCCUGUCUCCUGGUCAUCUUUGGUGCUGAGAUUGCUGCCGGUGUGUUUGGGUUUUUAAACAAAGACAAGAUAAUUGAAGAGGUCCACAGUUUCUACAGUAAGUCCGCCACUGAGAACAACAACGGCACUACGAUAGCAUCCGUUUACCACAAAGUGCUGGAAUGCUGUGGCACAAAAGACUCAAACCCCACCCUCUGCUUGGAUUUGCCUGCUGACACCAAGGACUGUACCGCAGCCAUAACGGAGUUCUUCAACAAUAAGCUGUACGUCAUCGGAUACGUGGGAAUCGGCAUCGCCGGAGUGAUGAUCAUCGGCAUGAUCUUCAGUAUGGUGCUGUGCUGUGCCAUCAGGAAUAGCAGGGAGGUGAUCUAGGCUCCGCCCUGCCCUGCCCCCUGACCCCACCCACCCCACCCCUCCAACCCUCCGACCCGCAUCGGAUCUUUCCAGACUCGUCACGGCGUCUGCGACGGAGCUUCUCCGACGGGAUUGGUCCAGGAGAGCCAUUUAAAGAUCCAGGAAGCCACUCCGUCCAACCCCCUCCCUUUUUUUCCCAAAACACGUACCAAGUCAACAGUGGGCUCUGUAGGGGGGCCCGUGGUACACGCUAGUGAUGUCAUUAGCGAGUGUCGUUCGGGCGCUAGUCUGAUCUCUCUCUUCCUCGUUCGCUAUAAUCCAAUUAACCUGUUUUACAGCACAGUGGUUUCCACACAGAAACUUCAUUUGUUUUCAUCGCUGUUCAGAGUCCACGCUGACUAGUGCUCAGCACACACAACAUAAGAAUGCAUACUGAUGAGAACAGACCAUUCGGCCUGUCUAGGCUCAUCCUGUACCUACAUACUGGAGAGCGUCCAGCACUGUGUCAAGCACUGGUGUCUCUCCCCCGACCACAUGACCUGACAAGCUGUUCCACACACUGAUAGCUCUCUGUGUGAACGCAAAAGCGGUACUCCUGCAGAAUUGACUUUUUCUCAUUUCCACCAAUGGAAAUUAUAGAUUAGAUAUUUUUCCCUUUUAGGGGUUAAAAUCCUCAAUUAAUUUCUCUUUAAACUGUUCAGAAGUGUGUUGAGUUAUUGACCAAACAAUUUAACUCUCCUGAUGACUUUCCUAACUAAACUUAAUUUAUUCUCACAGUCCACAUUGUUAUAACUGCAAAUAGCAUCCGUAAAGUCCUUGUAAGAUAUUUGCAGGCGAGGGCAUUCUGUUCUAAAAAUGUCAGCAGCAGCAGCCUCUGGUGUCAGCAGGUAAAAAUAUUAUGUAAUUUGACACUGAGAGGUCGUUGUUAGAGGCCCCCAAAACAUCCAUAUGGUCUCCCCACCCCCAUACGCAUACACAAACACCAACAUGCACACACUCAGGGAUAUGGAUGUCUGUCCCCAUACGCACACACAAACACCAACACACACCCACAUACGCACACAUAAACACCAACACACACCCCCACACGCAUACACAAACACCAACAUACACACACUCAGGGAUAUGGAUGUCUGUCCCCAUACGCACACGCAAACACAAACACACACCCCCAUACACGCACAGAAACACCAACAUACACAACCCCAUACGCACACAUAAACACCAACACACACCCCCAUACGCACACGCAAACACCAACACACACCCCCAUACGUGCACAGAAACACCAACAUACACACCCCCAUACGCACAUGCAAACACCAACACACAUCACCAUACGUGCACACAAACACCAACAUACACACCCCCAUACGCACACACAAACAGCAACAUAUACACACCCAUACACACACACAAGCGCCAACAUACACACACCCAUACGCACACACAAGCGCCAACACACACACCCCCAUACGCACACACAAGCGGCAACAUACACACGCCCACACGCACACACAAGCGCCAACAUACACACCCUCGUACGCGUAGAGAAACACCAACACACACACGCUCAGAGCCGCAGCCCUCAGCCAGCCUGGUUGCUAUGCAAAUACGCAACAUUCCCGAAGUUCACUGACCAAACUGUAAACCUUUGAGUGCUUACUGUGUGGAAACCGUGUGCCUGUGGGAGUUUGGGAGAGCUAACGGCCUGCCCCAGACAGGGCACCGCGGGCAAGCCGCCAGGAGCCCCUUCUGCUCAACGUCGGACGGCACUAGCGGCAAAUUGGCUUGGGUCGCUCACAAGAAACGGGCAGUGAACGUCAAGGGCCAGAUCUGAUUUUCUGACGCCAGGUGUAUCGUAUUGGCUGAACUUUAUUUUGCUCCAAGCAUGGGUUUCCUCUAUAGUCUUCCUCGGAGGAAGGGUUCUUCAAUGGUGCGGUUGCCGUCAUCACAGUAUAUUAUAACAUGAACUAGUUUGAUGGCUAGCUAGACACUGGCGUAGCAAGCCGGGCUGUUACCAAAAAAAUCACAGAUAUUAGACGGCUUUACCGAUUCUUUCUUCCGGCUCUUUUCAGUUAGAGGGCAUCAGUUGUCCGUCAACAAGCAAAUCGCCAGAAUGCUAAAAAAAAAAAGCAUUCACCAGAUGUGGUUAUGGUGUGUGUUGCUUAGCGCCGGAGCCCCGCCCCCUGCAGCCUUUCUUGUGCGUGUCCCAACCGACUUUGCGCCCGAGCUUUGAGGAUUUGUACAUUUUGUGUGAAUUUGUAAUUUGUCUCUUAAUUUUUUUUACUUGUUUUUUUGUCUGUGUCUGUUUGGUAGCUCAUGAAAUAGCUGAUUUGGGAUGUACUGUCAAGAUGUGUAUACUAUAGAGGCAGCUUGUGUAGACUUGUGUUUGGUAAUAAUGUAAAAGAAGAAAACUGUUGCUUUUCACAGCAUGUCCAUACUUAAUGUGCCUUUGGUGUUUUUUUAAACAUACACAAGAAAACAAAUCAACAACCUUAACGUUGCAUAUGAAAGUUUUUAACUGUGCUGAUGUGUAGAGUCAAUCAGGCUAGUGGCUUCCAGUGCAAGUCUAAGCAGCAGUAAAGUUCCAAAAUUAAGGAGUCAUUUAAAAUGAAAACAAUUCCCUCUUAUUGGUCUUUUUAUAUAAUAGAUUUUACGUGUGAAUUGGCUUUAAUACUUAAAGUGCAAAGCUGCUUACAUGAUCAUAUCUGCUAUGGCCUUGCAGCAGUUAUCCGUUAGGAAACACAUAUUUCUAUCGAUGGCAGCCAAUUCAUCUCAAAAAUGUCUGUUCAUUUCUGAUGGAUUUUGACCAGGGGUGAAGUGCUGUAAAAAUCUCUUUUUUGUAAGGGUAGGUUGAGAGAGAGAGAUCUAUUCACCUUCCCAGAAACCCAUCAAAAGUCAUGUGAUCAAAGAUCCGGAGUAAGACAGGCCAGCUUAUUUAGGAUAGUGUGUCAGGACCUGAGGCAUAGGCAUGAACUUGAGAUUUGUACCGUAUAACCAGUUCUCCAAGUGCGCAGAGAAGCCUUCCAGUGCUCUAUUUGACAGGAAAAUGUACCAGUUUGUUAAUUCACAAGUAGGUCAUACCAAAUUGAGGCAUCAGCAGUAACUGGGUUUUCAACUUUCAAACAAAUUUAACCAAAAGACAGAUGCGGACAUAAAAGGUUUGCAGAACAUGACUGUGCUUGCAAAAGACAUUUGGAUACAAAUGAUUUGGAGAAAGUAAUGUGCAGAUUGAAUAUUGGAAGAAAAAAGUGACUGUUGUUUAGACUUCAGUACGUACUUCUGAUAGGGGAAUAUAACACCUUUUAGCAUUGUAUUCUGUCCAGGUUUUUCAGGUGUGAGUUGUACAGGCAAAAAUGCAACGUUAUGGAACUUUUUAUGUGCCAAUGAGAGGUGAGGUCCAAAGAUAGUUUUGAAGUACACCACGACCUCCAGCUAUGGAUUUCACCUCCCAUACGCACCUUUUUGCUAGGCAUUGCUCGAAAGGUUCAUUUGGCCAUGACCAUAGAUGUAUACUUUGGUGAACCAGAAUGAAGACUUGAAGUACUGUACGCAUGAACAAAAAGCAGUACGACCGAACUGUCGAUUGAUCUCUUGUUAAUUUAUUUAAUGGCUGAUAUAAUUUGAGUUGAAGUGGCAUUCAGGCUUCUCAGGAAGAUAGUUGUGCAAGAACUAAUAAACUUUUCUAAAGUUC